AAAGGAACUCAUUCAUGCUUUUCAAACACAAGACACAAACACUAAUCACAAAUGGGAACCCGGACAAACCCGGGGCAUUGGCCUCAAAUGCUAUGGGGGGUGGCAUUUUGCCUUUUAGCCACUGCUGUUGUUGCUGAUGAAUAUAAACCUUACAUUUAUGCUUCUCCACCACCACCACCUUACUAUUACAAGUCACCUCCUCUACCAGUAAAAUCUUCACCUCCUCGUUACUAUUACAAGUCUCCACCCCCACCCUCUCCUUCACCACCCCCUCCAUACCAUUACACAUCUCCUCCUCCUCCAAAAAAGUCACCACCUCCUCCAUACCACUACACAUCCCCUCCUCCUCCAAAGAAGUCGCCACCUCCUCCAUACCACUAUAAAUCCCCUCCUCCUCCAAAGAAGUCGCCUCCUCCUCCAUAUUACUACAAGUCCCCACCACCACCGUCUCUGUCACCGCCUCCUCCAUACCACUACACAUCCCCUCCACCUCCAAAGAAGUCCCCACCUCCUCCGUAUUACUACGAAUCACCACCACCUCCAGUGAAGUCCCCACCUCCGCCGUAUUAUUACAAAUCACCACCACCUCCAGUGAAGUCCCCAUCUCCUCCAUACCACUACAUUUCUCCUCCUCCUCCAAAGAAGUCGUCACCUCCUCCAUACUACUAUAAAUCACCACCACCACCAUCUCCAUCACCACCUCCUCCAUACCACUACACAUCUCCUCCUCCUCCAAAGAAGUCGCCACCUCCUCCAUACUACUAUAAAUCACCACCACCACCAUCUCCAUCGCCACCUCCUCCAUACCACUACACAUCCCCUCCUCCUCCAAAGAAGUCACCUCCUCCUCCAUAUUACUACAAGUCCCCACCACCACCGUCUCCAUCACCGCCUCCUCCAUACCACUACACAUCCCCUCCACCUCCAAAGAAGUCACCUCCUCCUCCAUAUUACUACAAAUCACCACCUCCUCCAGUAAAGUCCCCACCUCCUCCGUAUUACUACAAAUCUCCACCACCUCCAACGAAGUCCCCACCACCUCCGUAUUACUACAAAUCCCCACCUCCUCCAGUGAAGUCCCCACCUCCUCCGUAUUACUACAAAUCACCACCACCUCCAGUGAAGUCCCCACCUCCUCCAUAUUAUUACUCAUCACCACCACCUCCUAGCCACUACUAAGCUAAGCUCAGGAUCACACAAUGUCUUCAUUUGAAUUGCUACGAGAAUAAAAGAAACUCAUGUCCUUUGUAAUAUAAUUUGUUUCAGCAUUUCUUUUCUUCAUUCAUAAACAAUUGUCUUUUGUGAUUAUUCAAGAAUUGGGUCUAUGUAGAUCCUUGGUGAAUAAUUUGUACUAUGUCUUCUAUUCCGUGUAACCCAAAUACUUUCAGUAAUAUCGGCAAGUACGUUUUCGUCCAAUGUGCAUUAUGCGCAUUA
This is a messenger RNA of Tripterygium wilfordii, 1434 nucleotides long. RefSeq names its product extensin-2-like. The transcript has a single exon. Gene Ontology annotation, molecular function: structural constituent of cell wall. Bases 52 to 1179 code for a protein of 375 amino acids. The record is from RefSeq and is a predicted model, not a curated record. Lineage: Eukaryota; Viridiplantae; Streptophyta; Magnoliopsida; Celastrales; Celastraceae. Gene Ontology annotation, biological process: plant-type cell wall organization.